Molecule: messenger RNA, 687 nt
Organism: Diprion similis
Lineage: Eukaryota; Metazoa; Arthropoda; Insecta; Hymenoptera; Diprionidae
Product: endocuticle structural glycoprotein SgAbd-2-like
Exons: 3
Coding region: 140-571 (143 amino acids)
Cellular component (GO): chitin-based extracellular matrix
Molecular function (GO): structural constituent of chitin-based larval cuticle
Source: RefSeq, a predicted model, not a curated record
UAGUAUAAAUUCGCAUCGUACUCAUCCGUAUUUGCAUCAGUACCUGCAGGACUCGCCUAACGAUUCGACCGAGUAUCAAUAUAUACAUACUUGCAACUCGAUUCACUGAACUCUGGAGCGCAGUUGGAUCGCUACAAUCAUGAAGAUCUUCAUUAUCACGGUAUUUGGACUCCUGGUGGUGGCCCAGGCGCAGUACAACAGGUACAACCCUCAGUACAACUACAACACCAACGGGGGUAGAAAUUGGGCGAUCCUCAAGCAGAAUCAGGACAGUUCUCCGGACGGCUCGUACGCUUACAGCUACGACACAGAAAACGGGAUUUCCGUCGCCGAGCAGGGCCAGCCGAAGAGUUUCGGGCCCGGCAACCAAGUCGAGGUGGUCAGGGGCCAGUUCAGCUACUCGGCGCCGGACGGCACCCCCAUAACAGUGACGUACUACGCCGACGAGACCGGGUUCCACGCCAGCGGGGCCCACCUUCCAACCCCACCGCCAAUCCCCCUGGCGAUCCAGAAAUCCCUGGCUUUCAACGCCGCGCAUCCGGAGCCCCAGACUCCCUACAGGAGAUACUGAUACAGUAUGCCUGUAGCAAAGACGAGGAACGGAGAACUCGCACCGAUCGCCCCGAAUCACGACCCGAUACGUAUUUUAAGUCUAACAACAAGGGUAACCACCCCCGCCCACCCCCA